AUGCAUUUCACAAGUGUUCUCGCCGUAGCAGCUUCGCUAUUGUCUUUAGGUCUCGCCGCCGACCCUCUCUCCUUCACCAGCUGGCCCUCGGAUAUUGCUGCCGGCAAGCCACUGACUCUAACAUGGACAGGUGCUGUGACUGACCAGCCCGUCAAAUUGACCCUGCGAAAGGGUGCCUCUGGAGAUCUCAACGAUGUCGAAGUCAUUACUGAUCAAGCCAAAGAUGGCACUUUCACUUGGACUCCUGGUGAGAACAUCAAGGAAGGUGAACCCUAUGCUUUUGAGGUGUCCCAAGGUGGACAAGAAAACUACUCUGCUCUGCUUAAGGCUGGUCCCCCUGCCAACCCUCCAGCACCCGGCACGUCUCAGACUGGCACCGCCACUUCGGCCCCAACUGGUGCUGCUGGUACAACUAGCCAAGCUACUGAGACCGGCACCAGCAGCAAGCCUUUGAUCAGCUCAUCCUCUGCCACUGGCACUUCCAGCAGCCCCGCAUCCACUCAAGCGAGCAGCUCUAUCACAGCGGAGGCCCCCUUUGGAACCAGUGAGUCUGGAAUGGAUGAUAAGAAAUCAUCUGACUCUGCAGAUGUCCAAACUGGUAUUGCAUCUGUGUCUCAGUACUCUGUCAUUCUGGCCACUUGUGCCAUCGCUAUGUUCUUCUACAUGGGCUUUUAG
Molecule: messenger RNA, 675 nt
Organism: Penicillium malachiteum
Lineage: Eukaryota; Fungi; Ascomycota; Eurotiomycetes; Eurotiales; Aspergillaceae
Product: GPI anchored serine-threonine rich family protein
Exons: 2
Coding region: 1-675 (224 amino acids)
Source: RefSeq, a predicted model, not a curated record